Molecule: messenger RNA, 1147 nt
Organism: Trematomus bernacchii (emerald rockcod)
Lineage: Eukaryota; Metazoa; Chordata; Actinopteri; Perciformes; Nototheniidae
Exons: 7
Coding region: 154-774 (206 amino acids)
Source: RefSeq, a predicted model, not a curated record
UCUGAGGGGAGUCUUGUUGCAGAGCCAGACGCGGGGAGGGAGGGACUCGAACUCCCAAAAAGCAUCAGUCCGAGUUGUUGCAAAACGUCCGAUCUGCAGCCUGGAACUUCGAAAACACGUUUAAAAAUUGAAGUGAGGGUGGAUACCAGGACCAUGGCGGAAGAAGCAUCAGUUGUGGAGGAGGGUCUCCCCCCCUCUCAGACCCCGCUGGUGUCAUUCAGCUUCGAGAGGAACGUCAACUGGAAACAGAAGUACCUGGAGGCUGAGCCCAAAGCUCUGGGGAUCACUCAGAUCGGCCUCAGUCUGUUUCAGAUCAUCAGCUCGGUGGUGUUCAGAUCCAAAGGCCUGAUUUUUGAUUUCCCUGGUGACAUACCGGUCAUCAUCUUAUCUCUACUGGUGUUAAUAGCUGGGAGUUUGACCGUAGCAGCACAGAACCUGCAUCUCCCAACGCUGAGGGCGUGUUUGGGGAUGCAGAUCGUGGCUGUCCCCGCCUCCAUCGCCAACAUGAUCUUCGCUCUGGUUAAAAUGAAUGAUAUCCCCUACUUCUGCUGGCACUACUACUACUAUGACCAGAACUCCACCUCACUAGGAGAGCAAUGCCAUAACAUAGAGAGCACGAUUUCACACUUCUCUUCCGAGUGUGUGGUCAUUAACGUUGCCCUGGUGACCAUCUCCAUCACUGUGGCCGCCUACUGCUGCAAGGUGACCAACUGCUGCUCGCCAGCCCCCAAAAUGCCGGUGAUCACGGUGCAGGCCCCCCCCGCCCAGCUGUGAGGGGCAAACAGAUGUUCAGCUACACACAAAUGCUACAUAAAAUGUAAAAGUGCACUAAUCAACAUUUUUGUAUAACCAAUGUAUCAAAUAACUAUGUGAAAUGUGAAAGGGGUUUGUUUGAGCAGCUUAUGAGACAGUUAUGUUUAAAGACUUGGUGAGACCAGACCAGAGCUAAAAGGAGAGCAGAACUCCAGCUGGACACAAACAACAACUGUUGAUCUGUGUCUGAUGGAUGUGUUCUUCCAUCAUUGUCAUAGCAACUAUAUAACCCGAUAAAAUGUAAAAGAAAAUUUGUUCACAGCUUGGAAAAAAAAUAAUGAAUGCAUCUUGAAAAAUGUACUUUUUAAAGUAUUAAAUUACAUUAUCACGCUUC